Messenger RNA from Bubalus bubalis (water buffalo), 10715 nucleotides. RefSeq names its product multiple PDZ domain crumbs cell polarity complex component (gene MPDZ). Gene Ontology annotation, molecular function: protein binding. The transcript has 49 exons. The coding region runs from base 131 to 6616 and encodes 2161 amino acids. The record is from RefSeq and is a predicted model, not a curated record. NCBI's taxonomy places the organism in Eukaryota, Metazoa, Chordata, Mammalia, Artiodactyla, Bovidae.
GUUUAGUACUUACAGCUAAAUGAUAGCUAAGUGGCGAUAUUAUAGACAACGCUUCAUAAUUUUUGUAGAAAAGAUUCCAGAACAGGAAAAACUGUUUGGGAAUGGUGGAUAUAGAGUUAUUUUUUAAAUUAUGGGGCAAAGCCCUUGGAUGACCUUUGAUGAAGAACAUGAACUAGUUGGAUGGGGAGAGUUCCAUUAUAGUCCUUGGUUUAUAAUCAUUCUAAAGAAGAACAUUGAAAUUUGGAAAAAAAUGUUAGAAACUAUAGACAAAAAUCGGGCCCUGCAGGCAGCAGAGCGCUUGCAGGCCAAGCUGCGGGAACGUGGGGAUGCAGCAAAUGAAGACAAACUGAACCUUCUCAAGUCAGUGCUGCAGAGCCCGCUCUUCAGCCAGAUUCUGAACUUUCAGACUUCCAUACAGCAGCUGAAAGACCAGGUAAACAUUGCAACUUCAACAAUUUCAAAUGUCGAGUAUGGUCACAUUCCGCAUCUCAGCCCAGGUGUAAUUCCUACUCUACAAAAUGAAUCAUUUUUAUCAUCCCCAAAUAAUGGAAAUCUGGAAGUUCUUACAGGAUUCGGUACUGCACAUAUCAAUGGGAAACCUGCUUGUGAUGAAUUUGAUCAACUGAUCAAAAAUAUGGCCCAGGGUCGCCAGAUAGAAGUUUUUGACCUCCUCAAACCUCCAUGUGGAGGCCUUGGGUUCAGUGUGGUGGGACUGAGGAGUGAAAACCGGGGAGAGCUGGGUAUAUUUGUGCAGGAGAUCCAGGAGGGCAGUGUGGCCCACAGAGAUGGAAGAUUGAAGGAAACUGACCAAAUCCUUGCUAUUAAUGGACAGGCACUUGAUCAGACAAUUACACAUCAGCAGGCCAUCAGCAUCCUGCAGAAAGCCAAAGAUACUGUCCAGCUGGUUAUUGCCAGAGGCUCAUUGCCUCAGCUUAUCAGCCCUAUAGUUUCCCGUUCUCCAUCUGCGGCGAGCACAAUUUCAGCUCAUUCUAACCCGGUUCACUGGCAGCAUGUGGAAACCAUUGAAUUGGUCAAUGAUGGUUCUGGUCUGGGCUUUGGCAUCGUAGGAGGAAAAGCAACUGGUGUGAUUGUGAAGACCAUUCUGCCUGGAGGUGUAGCUGAUCAGCAUGGGCGAUUAUGCAGUGGAGACCACAUCCUGAAGAUUGGUGAUACAGAUCUAGCAGGGAUGAGCAGUGAGCAGGUAGCCCAAGUCCUCAGACAGUGUGGAAACAGAGUGAAGCUGAUGAUUGCAAGAGGUGCCAUUGAAGAGCCCACAGCACCUACCUCUUUGGGCACCACCCUUUCCUCAUCCCCAGCUUCUACGCCAGAAAUGCGGGUUGAUGCUUCAACUCAGAAAAGUGAAGAAAGUGAGACGUUUGACGUAGAGCUCACUAAAAAUGUCCAAGGAUUAGGAAUUACCAUUGCAGGAUACAUUGGAGAUAAAAAAUUAGAACCUUCAGGGAUCUUUGUUAAGAGCAUUACAAAGAGCAGUGCUGUGGAACAUGAUGGAAGAAUCCAAAUUGGAGACCAAAUUAUAGCAGUAGAUGGCACAAACCUUCAGGGUUUUACCAAUCAACAAGCAGUGGAGGUGUUGCGACACACGGGGCAGACUGUGCACCUGACGCUCAUGAGAAGAACUAAGCAGGAUGCUGAACUGGCGUCGCGGGAGGACGUCACAAAAGACGCAGUUUUGUCUCCUGUUAAUGCAAAUGUUAGCAAAGAUAAUUAUCAAGAAGAUGAAGAUUCUUUAUCUCUGAGGAGAAACGCCAGCAUAUUACCAAUUGAAGAAGAAGGUAAACACACGGAACCAGUGUCAGCUGAGAGAGAAGAAAUAGAAGAUGCUCAACAACAGGAAGCUGCCCUGCUGACCAAGUGGCAAAGGAUUAUGGGGAUUAAUUAUGAAAUUGUGGUGGCUCGUGUGAGCAAGUUCAGCGAGAACAGCGGGUUGGGGAUAAGUCUGGAAGCAACAGUAGGCCAUCAUUUUAUUCGAUCUGUCCUCCCGGAAGGUCCUGUUGGACACAGUGGGAAGCUUUUCAGUGGAGAUGAGCUGUUGGAAGUGAAUGGCAUAACUCUACUUGGGGAGAAUCACCAGGAUGUGGUGACUGUUUUGAAAGAGCUGCCCAUAGAGGUGGCAAUGGUGUGCUGCCGUCGAACGGUGCCACCCGCUGCCCCGUCGGAGUUGGAGAGCCUGGACUUACGUGGCGUUGAACUAACAGAAAAGCCUCAUGUAGAUCUAGGUGAGUUCAUCGGGUGCUCGGAGACAGAGGAUCCUGUGCUGGCAAUGACUGAUGUGGGUCGGAAUGCAGAGGAAGUUCAAGGACCUUUGGCUAUGUGGGAAGCCGAUAUUCAGAACAUAGAGCUGGAGAAAGGGAGCCAAGGACUUGGUUUUAGCAUUUUAGAUUACCAGGAUCCAGUUGAUCCAGCAAGCACUGUGAUCGUCAUUCGUUCUUUGGUGCCUGGUGGAAUUGCCGAAAAGGAUGGACGACUUCUCCCUGGAGAUCGACUCAUGUUUGUCAAUGAUGUUAACUUGGAAAACAGCAGUCUCGAAGAAGCUGUCCAGGCCCUGAAGGGUGCACCAUCAGGAACUGUGAGAAUAGGAGUUGCCAAACCUUUGCCUCUGUCCCCAGAAGAGGGUUAUGUUUCUGCUAAGGAGGAUUCCUUUUUCUACCCGCCACAUUCCUGCGAGGAGGAAGGGCUGGCUGAUAAAGCCCUCUUCAGGGCUGACUUGGCUCUGGUGAACGCAAAUGAUGCUGACUUAGAUGAAUCUGCCUUUGAGUCUCAGUACUCUCCUGAUAAUGACAGUAUCUACUCCACUCAAGCCUCUCUUUUAUCUCUUCAUGGCAGUGCUUGUAGUGAUAACCUGAAUUAUGGUCCCUCCCUUCCAUCUUCUCCUCCCAAGGAUAUUACUGAAAGUUCCUCAGAUUCAGUACUUGAUCUGCAGAUGUCUUUGGAGGAGCUCUAUGCCCAAAAUCUCUUGCAAAGACAGGAUGAGAGUGCGCCUUCAGUGGACUUGAGCAUGGGGCCGGCUUCUGGCUUUACCAUGAAUGACUAUACACCUGCAAAUGCUAUUGAACAGCAGUAUGAAUGUGACGGCUUAAGAGCGUGGACUGAAUCUCACCUACCAAAUGAAGUUAUUUCAAGUGCAGAGCUGAAUUCUCCUGUGCUGACUGAUUCGACUGGAAAGGGCUCCAAGUUCUUAAUUCCACAAGGUUCCCUGGCCUCUGCUGCUGAGUGUGUCAUGCUCCAAAAUACACCCAGAGAAUCUUUCGAGAGGACUAUUGUGAUAGCAAAAGGCAACUCUAGCUUAGGAAUGACAGUAAGUGCUAAUAAAGAUGGCUUGGGGGUGAUUGUUCGAAGCAUUAUUCACGGAGGUGCCAUUAGCCGAGAUGGUCGGAUUGCUGUUGGGGACUGCAUCUUGUGUAUUAAUGAAGAAUCUACUAUCAGUUUAACCAAUGCCCAGGCACGAGCCCUGUUGAGAAGACAUUCUCUCAUUGGGCCUGACAUAAAAAUUACUUAUGUACCCGCAGAAUAUAUGGAAGAGUUCAAAAUAAGCUUGGGGCAGCAAUCUGGAGGAAUAAUGGCACUGGAUAUUUUUGCUUCCUACACUGGCAGAGACAUUCCGGAGCUACCAGAGCGAGAAGAAGGAGAGGGGGAAGAAAGUGACCUUCAAAAUGCAGCCUACAGCAACUGGAAUCAGCCUAGGCGGGUUGAACUUUGGCGAGAACCAAGCAAAUCCUUGGGCAUCAGCAUUGUUGGUGGACGAGGGAUGGGGAGUCGUCUAAGCAAUGGUGAAGUGAUGAGGGGCAUUUUCAUCAAACAUGUUCUUGAAGAUAGUCCAGCUGGCAAAAAUGGAACCCUGAAACCUGGCGAUAGAAUAGUAGAGGUGGAUGGCAUGGACCUCAGAGAUGCAAGCCAUGAACAAGCUGUGGAAGCCAUUCGGAAAGCAGGCAACCCUGUAGUCUUUCUGGUACAGAGCAUUAUAAACAGACCAAGGAAAUCCCCUUUGCCUUCCUUGCCGCACAACCUUUACCCUAAGUACAAGUUCAGCAGCACUAACCCAUUUGCUGAUUCUCUGCAGUUCAACGCUGACAAGGCAUUACAGAAAUCAAGUAGAGUUCUCUUCCGUUGUUCCCCAACUAAUCCUUUUGCUCCCACACCGUUUAAGGUGCCCAGUCAGUCAGAAUCAGAGCCAGAAAAGCCUCCUCUGUGCCACUCGCCUCCACCCCAGCCUCCAGUGUUGGCAGAAAUGAGUGGGGAUCACGCUCUGUCAUCUGCAAAUGAAACCUCAGAAGAUGUGGAUGAAGAGGAUGAGUUUGGUUACAGCUGGAAAAAUAUCAGAGAACGUUACGGAACCCUCACAGGCGAGCUCCACAUGAUUGAACUAGAGAAAGGUCGUAGUGGUUUGGGUCUGAGUCUUGCUGGGAACAAAGACCGAUCGAGGAUGAGUGUUUUUAUAGUGGGGAUUGAUCCAAAUGGAGCAGCUGGGAAAGAUGGUCAACUGCAGAUUGCAGAUGAGCUUCUAGAGAUCAAUGGUCAAAUUUUAUAUGGAAGAAGUCAUCAGAAUGCUUCAUCAAUCAUCAAAUGUGCCCCUUCUAAAGUAAAAAUAAUUUUUAUCAGAAAUAAAGAUGCGGUGAGUCAGAUGGCUGUAUGUCCUGGGCAUACAGUGGAACCCUUGCCUGCUACCUCGGAGAAUCUCCAAAAUAAGGAGGCUGAACCGAGUGUUACUACUUCUGAUGCAGUUGUUGACCUCAGUUUGUUGACAAACGUGCAACAUCUAGAACUUCCUAAGGAUCAGGGGGGUUUGGGCAUUGCCAUAAGUGAAGAAGAUACAGUCAGUGGGGUCAUCAUAAAGAGUCUAACAGAGCAUGGGGCAGCAGCCAAGGAUGGACGGCUGAAAGUUGGAGAUCAGAUCUUGGCUGUAGAUGAUGAAGUUGUUGUUGGCUAUCCUGUUGAAAAGUUUAUUAACCUUCUGAAAACAGCAAAGACAAAAGUGAAAUUGACGAUUCGUGCUGAGAAUCCAGACUCCCAGGCUACUACUUCAGGAAUUGGUACAGCCAACGGAGAGAAAAAGAGCAGCCCCCAGUCUCCAGCGGCCCCACCGUCUAGCUCUCCGGAACCAGAGCCCAUGCGAAGCACAAGCAGGUCGUCAACACCAGCAGUCUUUGCUUCUGAUCCUGCAACCUGCCCCAUCAUCCCAGGCUGUGAAACAACUAUUGAGAUUUCCAAAGGGCGGACAGGACUGGGCCUGAGCAUCGUUGGGGGGUCCGACACACUGCUGGGUGCCAUUAUUAUCCAUGAAGUUUAUGAGGAAGGAGCAGCAUGUAAAGAUGGAAGACUCUGGGCUGGAGAUCAGAUUUUAGAGGUAAAUGGAAUUGACCUGAGGAAGGCCACACAUGAUGAAGCAAUAAACGUCCUAAGACAAACACCACAAAGGGUGCGCCUGACGCUGUACAGAGAUGAGGCCCCAUACAAAGAGGAGGACGUGUACGACACCCUCUCCGUCGAGCUGCAGAAGAAGCCAGGCAAAGGCCUGGGGUUGAGUAUUGUUGGUAAAAGAAAUGAUACUGGAGUGUUUGUGUCCGAUGUUGUCAAAGGAGGCAUUGCAGAUGCUGAUGGGCGACUGCUACAGGGAGACCAGAUACUAAUGGUGAAUGGAGAAGACGUCCGUCAUGCAACACAGGAAGCUGUUGCGGCUCUGCUGAAGUGUUCCCUAGGCACAGUAACCUUGGAAGUUGGAAGAGUCAAAACUGGUCCAUUCCAUUCGGAGAGGAGACCUUCUCAAAGCAGCCAGAUGAGUGAAGCCAGCCUGUCCUCAUUCGCUUUUCCAUUUUCGGGAUCCGGUACAUCUGAGUUACUGGAAAGUAGUUCAAAGAAGAAUGCACCUGUGCACAUGUGUGUCUCUGUCCAAAACACAUCCUGUCCUUGUCUCAUUCAGAGUGGAGUAUGCAGUUGUAUAAGCGUGGCAUCUGAAAUACAGGGAUUAAGAACUGUUGAAAUUAAAAAGGGGCCCACUGACUCAUUGGGCAUCAGCAUUGCUGGAGGAGUGGGCAGUCCACUGGGUGAUGUUCCUGUAUUUAUUGCCAUGAUGCACCCGAAUGGAGUUGCAGCUCAGACGCAGAAACUCAGAGUUGGGGAUAGGAUUGUCACUAUCUGCGGCACAUCCACUGAGGGGAUGACUCACACCCAGGCAGUUAACUUACUGAAAAAUGCCUCUGGCUCCAUUGAAAUACAGGUGGUUGCUGGAGGAGAUGUGAGUGUGGUCACAGGUCAUCAACAGGAGCCUGCCAGUUCUAGUCUUUCUUCCACUGGGCUGACGUCAAGUAGUAUAUUUCAAGAUGACUUAGGGCCUCCUCAGUAUAAGUCUAUUACCCUAGACCGAGGACCAGAUGGCUUAGGCUUCAGUAUAGUAGGAGGAUAUGGCAGUCCUCAUGGAGACUUACCCAUUUACGUUAAAACAGUGUUUGCGAAGGGAGCAGCCUCCGAAGAUGGCCGUCUAAAGAGGGGUGAUCAGAUCAUUGCUGUCAAUGGGCAGAGUCUGGAAGGCGUAACCCAUGAAGAAGCCGUUGCCAUCCUUAAGCGGACAAAAGGCACUGUCACUUUGAUGGUUCUCUCCUGAAUUUGCUGCCAGAAUUGAGCCACUUCAACUUCUCCCUCACAUCCCACACUAUAAAGAGAGUGAUCCUGCACAUUCUUCCCAGGCUGUGUUCACUGGGCUCUUCAAUACUGUAGGAAAAAAAAUAACAUUUAAGUUUGUUUUGUCAUAUGGAAAUGAUUUUCUUACUGACACCCUAGCAUCACAUUCCCAUUCUCUUUAUAUUUUGUGAUGCAAACUCAAAGAGAAGGGCACUUUGUUUGCAUAGAUAAAGCUGGUCUUUCUUCCUGAAGAUACCUGACAUUUUAUAAUCAGGUGGGCAAAUUUUAAUGUGUGAUCAGUGGUUAGUAGAGAAAGAAAAAGUCACUCAAAAGCUAACUGAGGAGAAGUGGCUUCAUGAAAUUAAGGUGAAAAAUGAAAGUAUAAGGAAGAAAAUCUCGAGUUUUAUAAAAAUGUAUUUUGUUAAUCUACCUUCUCUCCCCACUUCUAACCAAGAAAAGUUGUACUGAAAGUCUUUAAAAAUUCUUUCAAUAUUUAAUUAUUUUAAAUAUUACUUACUAAACAUUGCAUCUCCUAGCUCUAAUAUAUAUAUAUAUAUAUAUAUAGUUUUCUCCAAAAAUGGGCUUCAUGAUUGAGUAAAAUAGCAGCAAUAGGAAUCAAUGUCCCUAAAUUGGUAAAGAAACCAUUUAUUGCACAUCUUGAGGUUCAUUUUCAUUUUUGAUGUCACCUUUCUAUAAGUAAAAUGAUGGCCUUGUCCUGUAUUGACUGUGGUUUCUCUAGAAAGCCUCCAUGCUAACCAUGCAGGAGCGUGGAAGGGUCUCUGAACUGUUAGUGCUGGUACUAAGGGAUGCUUUGCUGAAAAUGUGUCUGUGUGCUGUGCAAUUGGUUUUCAGUUAGUAUUAAUCUUAAUGACAGAGAAAAAAGCAAUGUGUUAGUAAUUAUUUUGGUUGUAUGCCAUUAGUAAAUUGAUAGAAAAAUUAAGGGGAUUAACAUAACUUAAUUUCAUUGCCUUAUAUUAACAUCUUAUAAUACAAUAGUUUAAGACUAAGGGAAACAGAUGGAACUGUUUAUUGAGACAACUGGUGAGGAAUUAUCAUGUGUUCAUUCCCAUUUUAGAGCAUGAAACUCCUACAUUAGAAUAUAUAAAGUCAUUUUGAAUAUUAUCUAUAUUUGUAACAAAAGUAGUGUACAGAUAUUUUAUUACAGCACUUUUGUGUAAAUGCAGAAUUGAAGUGAAUAAAUAAGUUUCAUGGUACACCAAAAAAAAAGGCAGGCAUAUUAUUUUUUGUUCUUUUCACUGGGAAAGAGCUUUAUUGUUCAAAAUUUGCAAUUUAAAAUUGGUUUUUAUCAUGUCUAACUGAACAUAUGGUGUCCAUAGUUACAGUUAGAGAAACUUUGGACAACUGCAUUAUGAAAAGCUCAAUGUUUUUUAUGCCCAGAUUUUUUAUGCUAAAGAUUCAUAAACUCUGCAUAGAGGAAGAAAACAGUAUUGAAGAAAGAGAGGUGUUGUGCCUGUAUGUGCUUUUCUGAAAUGCUAUGAGUGAAGCAGUGUUUUGAAUUGUUCUUUAGAGGGGUCAAAAAUUAAAGCAUGUUCAGACAGAAAAAGUCAUAAUGAAAAUUAUUCUUAAUAACAUGAGAAAUAUGAGUUGAACACUGAGCAAGGAAUUGGGGAACCUUUGUUCUGCCAGUUCUUUCCCUAAUUAGCUAAUGAACAUAUGCAUUCCCUCUGAUUUAUCUCCUGUGUGAAGUGAUAGGUUAUUUUAUCCCAAAUCUUACUGUCAAGUUCUAAAAUAUAAAAAUUCUGUGAUUCUUAGAUAUACAAAAUGAAUGGAUAGAGCUACAUGUUCCAAGAAUUCAGGAGAUAUUCUUCCCAACUAAGUCUUGUAAACUGAGAUACCUGGUGCUGCGAAAUGCAUUUCAGGAGCCCAGUGACACAGUCAACUUCUUAGUCGCCCAGGAAUGGCCCUUCAGCAUGAAGGCAUGUCAGGAUCCUCUCAUGGUUGGCCGCUGGAAGCUGAGCCACCCACUUUUAUGUUUUACGUAGCAGAGGUCUUAUGGAGGCCGCCCUGUGGCAUGCCCGAGGAAGGCUGUUGGCUUGAGUACGUGUGAGAGUGCUGCCGUGACAGCAGCCCAGUAGGUCACUGUGCUGUUCUGUGUAGCAUUGCCCCCAAAAUUACGUCUCCCAGGAACCUCAGAAUGUGACCUUAUUUCGAAACAGGGUAUUUGUAGAUGUAGUCAGUUCAGUUAAAAUGAAGUCAUGCUGGAUUAUAGUAGGCCCAAAGUCCUGACGAGAAGGCCAGGCAGAGACAGAAAGACAUAGAAGACCAUGUAAAGAUAGGGGGGAAAAAAACAAACAAAAAAUAUCUGCAGCCACCAGAAGCUCGAUGAGACUAGGAAGAAUUUUUCCCUGGAGUCUUCGGAGACACCUUGUCCCUUAAUUUCAGACAUCUGGCCUCCAGAACACUGAGAACAAAUUUCUGCUGUUUUAAACCACCUCAUGUGAAGUACUUUGCAAUGGAAACCCUAGGACACACUUAAUAGAGUAUCUUGGAUGUUUUUAUAUUCUUAGCUACCAUUGCUGUGCCUGGCAAAUAGGAGAGACUGUAUACAUUUUUAUUCAGUAUGUAGAUGGUUGAAUUAUAAGUUGUGGUUAAUUUCAUGGUAUUACCUUGUUUUAGUUAAGCUAGCUACGGCCUUUAUAUUGAAUUCAAAACAAAGCAGUGGAAAUGCCACUUAGGGGUGUGAAACACUAGAGGAAAGCGUCCCUCCUGAACUGCUAUUAAUUAACAAAGUCAAAGCGUGUGGACAUGAAGAGAAGGAGGGAAGAAAGGAAGGAAAAGAAGAUUUGAGAGGAAAAGAAUAUAGAUACAUCAGCAUUAGAGAAUGACAGAGGCUUAUGCUUCUUAUAUUAUUCCUUCUUGGAAACGUUAAGAUUUCUCGGUGGGGAAGGAAGAAAGUGUUUGAGCAAAGAGUUUGAAGACUUGAACAUUAUAGUAUUAAUGCCAAAUGCAACUCAAAACCUGUACAACUCAUGAUUGUGGCUUGCCUUUAAUAGGUUCAGUAUAUUUGCUUGUGUGAUUAAAUCACAUCGAUGAAUGCCAGACGUUUCUGGUUUCUUUGUGACAUCCUCUGAAUGAUGAUGAUGGUGAAAAUGAUGAUGUGUUUAAUUUCAACAUCUACUGAUACAUAGCAGCUGAUGUUGCAGUGUGGUGUAGCAAGUCAGUAGAACCCAUUUAUCAGAAUAGUGAUGGAAUUGGAAAUAUGAAAGAUUAAAAUUCAUGAAAGACAAGAAAAAGAUCUUUUUCUCCCAUUUUAAGGCUCUUGAUAAAGCAGGUUUUGAUUGAUUCAAAGAAGCAAAGGAAGCUCUUCCCUGCUCUGAGAUUACUGUGCCAAGCUGCCUUAGAUCUGGUCAUCUAGCUUACUGUCUGAGAAUGCCAGACGGUGAUUUAGUGCCUUUCUUCAGAUCUCCAUCAUGGUGAGUGGAGAAGUUGAAAGGAUGCCUGCAGGGAGACAAGAAUCAAUAAGCUUUUGAGGUCUAGGUGUGGAAAUGUCAAAACUAUCAUCACCUGCUUUCAGCAGCCCUGGUGUGUUGUUUCGUGUCAGUGACAAGUAUUCUGGAAUGCAUUUGAUUUGUGCAAAGAUGUUCCUCAACUUUGUCUACCAAAAAGUAAUGUUUAACUUUGACUCUUCCUAAAGGGAGUUAUUUUAUUUUUAUGGCAGGAUUGGACUCUGUUACCUCAAGGAAAGAAAAAAUGUUGGCGGCAGGACCAUUUCUAAAUGAAGUGUGUGGAGACUAGGAAAGCAAAUGUGGUUACUAUGAUUUUUGUAAAAUUGACCUUGCAGCUUUUUGCCUUCAAAAUACAGUUCCUCCAGUUUAUGUAAAUUAGAAAAAAAUUUUAUCAUUUUUCUAAAUUUUAUUUAGCAUUCAAGUACUGGUAAGUUCAGUCAUAGGCCCUACAAAGGAAUUCUUUCAAGACAGUGACAGACGAAUGGUAAUGACCUCAGAAUUCUCUCACUGAAAAUGUUUCUUGAUGUUUCAAAAAAAAUUACAACCAUCAUCAAAAAGGCAGCUUCUAAGAGGGUGCUUUAACUUGUUCAUUUAAUAAAGGACAUUUUUUGGAAA